Salvia splendens (bonfire salvia) is the source of this 2578-nucleotide messenger RNA. Its product is annotated as phospholipase A1 PLIP2, chloroplastic-like. Lineage: Eukaryota; Viridiplantae; Streptophyta; Magnoliopsida; Lamiales; Lamiaceae. The record is from RefSeq and is a predicted model, not a curated record. Gene Ontology annotation, biological process: lipid metabolic process. Gene Ontology annotation, molecular function: glycerophospholipid phospholipase A1 activity. The transcript is spliced from 5 exons. Bases 231 to 2366 code for a protein of 711 amino acids.
UAGUUGCAGAGAGGAAAGCUUUUGAAGUUUCAUCUGUUUCUAUAUAUUUUGAGCUGACACCAAAUUAUAAAGAAAUCACUCUCUAAAUUCUCAUAGAGGAAACACAAAUUCAAAGAUUGUGGCUGACGUUAUCAUUCUCCGCCUAUAUAUACAUACACACACAAAUAAUCUUCGACUACUAUAAGCAAACCAAGAUUUGUUUACAAGAUCAAAACGAAGAAAAAUCAACAAUGGAUAUUUUGUGGUUUAAGGCGGGGUUCCACGCCAUGGCGCCGCCGCCUAUCGCCGCCGCCUCCGAGAUCCGCCUUAGCGACAGGCCGUCGGUCUCGGCGGCCCAGCCUAAGAAUUCGCCCUGGGGUUUCACUUUCCGGCACCCCCUCAGAUCUCUGUGGCCCGGCGCCAAAAGCCGGUUUGAACCGGCGAUCUCGGCCGACGACGCCGUUUUGGUUGAAGAGAGGGAUGAAGUUAGAGAAACGGAGGAGGAUGAGGGGCGGAAUGGGAAUGGGAAUGGGAAUGGGAAUGGGAAUUGGGUUUUUAAGAUUUUACAUGUUAGAUCUCUGUGGAAAGAGAGGGAUAGUAAACACGGCGAUCUGGCCGAGGAGUUGGGGGUGAAAUUGGAAGAAGACGGCGGGGAUUGCGGUGGAGAGGAGGAAGGAUGCGAUGUUUGCGACUAUGAUGAUGAUGAAGAGAAGAUUGAAUUUGAUAGGGAAUCGUUUUCGAAAUUGCUGCGGAAGGUGCCCCUUGCUGAAGCUAGGUUUUAUUCGCAGAUGUCUUAUUUGGGGAGUUUGGCUUAUUCAAUAUCACAAAUCAAGCCAGGACAUUUUCUGAGACACCACGGACUAAGGUUCGUGACUUCAUCCUUGGAGAAGAAGGAACAAGCGUUGAGAGUCGAGAAGGAGAAGAUCUCGGCUGAAGAAGAGCAAACAGGACUAACGAGUUCAGCUGAAGCUGAGGAUGUUGAAUGCCAUGGAACAGAGAGUGUAGAUGCUGGUGAGGCGAAGGGUGAUGAAAUAAGACCAUCUGCUGCCUAUCAAAUUGCAGCCACAGCGGCUUCCUAUCUGCAUUCGCAUACCAGAAGCAUUCUCCGUUUGAAGUCAUCCAAAUCAACUGUGGAUGACGAGGACCUGGCUGAGGAACACAUGAAUGAGGAUGUGGCUUCGUUGAUGGCAACCACAGACUCGGUGACUGCAGUUGUUGCUGCGAAGGAGGAAGUAAAGCAGGCCGUUGCAGAUGAUCUCAACUCAAUUAAAUCCUCACCGUGUGAGUGGUUUGUUUGUGAUGAUGAUCAAAACGCCACGAGAUUCUUUGUCAUACAGGGGUCGGAGUCCAUGGCUUCAUGGCAAGCUAAUUUAUUGUUUGAGCCUAUUCAGUUUGAGGGUCUGGAUGUUCUCGUGCACAGAGGUAUCUAUGAGGCUGCAAAAGGGAUUUAUGAGCAAAUGCUGCCUGAAAUCCGCGAGCAUCUCAAAACUCAUGGUGAAUGUGCUAGAUUCCGUUUCACAGGGCACUCACUUGGUGGGAGUCUGUCAUUGCUCGUAAAUCUCAUGUUGCUGAUAAGGGGCGAAACACCUCGUUCUUCUUUACUUCCUGUGAUAACUUUUGGGUCGCCAUCGAUCAUGUGUGGUGGGGAUCGCCUGCUGCGCAAUCUGGGGCUGCCUCGACAUCAUGUCAAGUCCAUCACAAUGCACCGGGACAUCGUUCCAAGAGCUUUCUCGUGCAACUAUCCCAAUCAUGUUGCUGAAUUUCUCAAGGCUGUGAAUGGGAACUUCCGUAAUCUUUCAUGCCUCAACAAACAGAAGCUGUUAUACACUCCAAUGGGGGAUUUCUUGAUUCUCCAACCCGACAACAAAUUCUCGCCCAGCCACGACCUCCUCCCCUCAGGCAGCGGCCUAUAUCUGCUUACCUGCCCGGAAGCAGACGCUGGCGAGGCAGAGAAGCAGAUCCGAGCCGCGCAAACCGUGUUCUUGAACUCGCCCCACCCACUCGAGAUCCUAAGCGACCGUGCUGCAUACGGAAACAGUGGCUCCAUCCAACGAGACCACGACAUGAACUCUUACUAUAAAUCCGUCAGAAACGUCAUCCAGCUUGAGAUCAAGCGCAUCAGGAAGGCGAGGAGAGAGCGCCGCAGGAAAGCCUGGUGGCCGCUCCUUGCACCUGGCGGGAUCAAUGCCGGAAUCAUCGUUACUAGGCCGGGAAGCAUGGUCGGGAGGGGGCAGCUGAACUUUGCCGGUGUUGUUCACACAGGACGCGAAUCGUUGAAACGGUUUAGUCGGUUGGUUGCCUCUCAACAUAUGCAUCUGGUUGUGGUGUUCUUGUUUCCUGCUAAAUUGCUGAUAUUGGGAGCCUCUGGUUUGGUCAAAUUCAAUUGAUUAAAAACGGUUUUUGCAAACUUUUUGGUGAUGAUUUUUCACAAGGGUUUGCAAUAAUACUAGAAUUAGAUGAUUCUUUAUUCAUUUUGCCAGUGGAUUGGCAAUAAUCUUGGUUUGCAGUGGGAAAUUGCAGACUGCAGUUAGAUUAUGGAAAAAUGUACACGAUCAUUAUUCAUAUAUAUAAAUAUUAUUUAUGUAUAAAUUUAUAAUUA